UCCACGUGGGACUGCAGACCUGCAGCUCGGUCCCCCAGCUAUCGGGUUUACUUAAUUCCAAGACUCCUGCGUCUAUUUUUGAUCUCCCGUAAGGUGAUACGCCGCCCCGCCAUUCUCUCCCACAAUUUCCCGUUUACGUUUUUCCCCCAGUCUCCAAAGAAGGCCAAGAGGAGGGCAGCAGCCGGAGAUAGCGGCUCCUCCAACGUGUUCUCCAUGUUUGAGCAGAGCCAGAUUCAGGAGUACAAGGAGGUGAGGCACCGAGACUCCAUCCCGACGGGAGGCGGCUGUUUCUCCCCCACGAGUAUCACUGAAUCAGACGGGGAGGAUAGGGGUGGGGAGGGUGGGGGCCGGACUCUCCCUCCCCAGGCCUUCACAAUCAUUGACCAGAACAGAGACGGCAUCAUCAGCAAAGAUGACCUGAGGGAUGUGCUGGCCUCAAUGGGCCAACUGAACGUGAAGAACGAGGAGCUGGAGGCAAUGAUCAAGGAGGCCAGCGGCCCCAUCAACUUCACUGUCUUCCUCACCAUGUUUGGAGAGAAGCUGAAGGGUGCUGACCCCGAGGACGUUAUUCUUGCCGCCUUUAAAAUCCUGGACCCCGAGGGCACUGGAUCCAUCAAGAAGGAAUUCCUCCAGGAGCUCCUGACCACCCAGUGCGACAGGUUCUCCGCAGAAGAGAUUAAGAACAUGUGGGCCGCCUUCCCCCCAGAUGUUGCUGGCAACGUAGACUACAAAAACAUCUGCUACGUCAUCACACACGGAGAGGAGAAAGAGGAGUAA
Messenger RNA from Menidia menidia (Atlantic silverside), 777 nucleotides. The record is from the annotation of a GenBank genome assembly. Lineage: Eukaryota; Metazoa; Chordata; Actinopteri; Atheriniformes; Atherinopsidae.